Molecule: messenger RNA, 742 nt
Organism: Terrapene triunguis (Three-toed box turtle)
Lineage: Eukaryota; Metazoa; Chordata; Testudines; Emydidae
Product: early activation antigen CD69-like
Exons: 4
Coding region: 1-711 (236 amino acids)
Source: RefSeq, a predicted model, not a curated record
AUGCCAGCAGUCACUCACCUGCUCGCUCAGACCUGCCUGGCGGCGGAGGGGAGCGCCUGGGUGCCACCGGCUCCUGCCAAGCCGCUGCCCGCACCGCCGAGCCUGGGCGCCCGAUCGCCGCCUGGGGAGCCCGCUGCCGCCUGGGCCGAAGGGGACGAGGUGCAAGAGCCGACGUGUUGCUGCCCGAGGGCACAGCGGGAAGGGACAAGCUCUUACUACGUUACUUUCUCAUUUUCAGGAAUAGCAAGCCAAUAUUUGGUCCAUCCUGGCUCUGCUGUGGUCCCCUCUCCGAAUCCCCCUUCUGGCCCCUGGUGCCCGGACGGCUGGGUAGGGUACAGAGGGAAAUGCUACUAUUUCUCCAAGGCCAAAGAGAACUGGAACAACAGCCAGAGCAACUGCUCUGCGCUUGGUGCCUCCCUGGCUGUGAUUGACAGCGAGCAGGAAAUGACGUUCCUGCUGCGCUAUAAAGGCAAACUUGACCAUUGGCUCGGCCUCUGGAGGAAGCAGGACCAGGACCAGCCCUGGAAAUGGGCCAAUGGCACCGAAUUCAACAACCAGUUCGAAGUAAGGGGAGGAGGAGCCUGUGCGUAUCUGAAUGAUGUAGGCGUCAGCUCGUCAAGCUGUGAGACGGAAAAGAACUGGAUCUGUGCCAAACCUGAUCAAUAUGGGAAACGAAAAGAGAACAGUGUAGAAGGAAUGGAUAAACAGUGACGCUCAAGGGAAUAACCAGCUCCGUCUUCUU